CAGUUUGUGUUGACCAUUCACAAUCAGGGGACCUGUCUGCUCGCUCCACGCGUUAAGCAGUCGAAUUCGUAUUCUUUUAACGGGGCGACACUAGCAAUAGCCGAAUUAUAAUUUUUAGAACGAGAAGACAAAGGAUUUUCUUCACAGUAAUAAUCAGUGGAGUGAAUCUUUUCAGGUUAUCUAGAGUUAAUUUCUUUGUGGAACAAACAAUGAGUAAGGAUUCACGAGCGGAUCAACAGACGUAUUAGCGAUGUCUCCAGGAUCUUCAGGUGUGGCAAAGGUAAAAUCAGAGGGCCUACCUCCACUCUUGCCGCUCAAACUUAUCAAACGCAAUGGGCUAAGGUGGUUGAAUCUGGUAAAAUACGGAGUUGGAAUCAUCCUGAUUUAUAUCCUCUUACGCUUGAGAACAUUCAAGAUUUCGGAGCACACGUAUCUACAGUCCUUAUCAGACCCAGCUAUUGUUUGGGAGUUCCUUGCAGAUUUUAACAACAUGAAGACGCUGAAUCCUACUAUCAUUGAUUUUGAGAUAAUAUCCGAUGGAGGACCUCAAAAUGACUGGAGUUACACAGUAAGAUAUUCUGAGUUUCUACACAAUGCUCCGAGCAUACAAAAUACUAUCACAGCAGAUUUUCAUGUGAAAAAAGAGGAGAACGAUCAUUAUACCAUUGCCUCUACUCACACAACAUGUUUCUUUCACUCAGUGUACUGUGUGCGCGCAUGGGGUCACUUCAAGAUAUCUAAAUCUGGGAAAACAAUAGCUGGAGUCGACAUUCUGGAGGAAGUGACUUUUGAAUGCCCACCGAUUUUCUUUUGGUUUUGCCAUCAAGAAGCAUCAUUUCAAAGACAACAAAUUAAAGAAAAUUUGAUCAAUUAUUACGAUAAACUUUCCACACAUCAACUAAUCCAAGGAUCUUGAUGCAAGAAUAAAAGAGACUGAUGGCUGAAGUCGUAUAAUGCGGACAUCAGAUUGCAACGUUGUUAUCCUCAGCUCAUAUUUUAUUUUUCUUUUUAAAAAAAAACUACGCGACAGUUGAUAAUGGACACUCCUGAGAAUUUUUUUCACUCCUCCUAAACUCCUGAGAAUUUUUGUCACUCCUCCUAACAAAAUGACAAAAAAUUUAAAGGAAAAAUUUAGAUGACUUUUUUUGAAAAAAUAAACCAUAGUUGGAGAUUUUAAAAUGUUUCAAUCGUGAUGAGCAUUAUCCGCAUUUAGCCAUUGAUAUGUUGGAUGAAAAAAUAUUCAGAAAUCCAUCUUCACUAUUUUCAACUCUUAAGUUUUAGCAUUAACUUAAGGUAACUCGAUGUCUUUUAAAUGUAAAGUUUGAUAGUUAGUGCUACUCAAUUCUGUGAUUAAUUUCUCUUUUCGUAUUUUAAGUAAUUAUUUUUUUAGUCAAAAACUUUUUCUACUUACUGAAAUGAUUGGCACAGAUUUUCAAGGUUUUAUCUCUUCGCAUGACAACUCGCACUGUGUUCUUUUCUUUGUGGCGGAGCAACUUGACAUCACCCGUCCCUCUUUCCUUCCACUCGUGCGGCUCUGAACUCGAAUCAUAUCGGAAUAGUUUUGCUCUUCUGAAAAUACAAAUAAACAGCAAAAUUAUGGAUUGAUCAAGAGUAGGGAUUGUAAAAUUAUUUAUUAUAACCUAGUCUUUUACAGUUGAUAAUAAGCUGUAAGUCUGUUUUCUUAGGAAAAUUCAUGUGAAAAAUAUUAUCAAACAAGACAAAUUAAAAAUACCAUCGAUAAUGAUGAAGGCAUAUAUUUUUGAGUACUGUGCUUUAAAUAGAAGUUUUUUUUUUAUUUUCCGCUCAGAAGGAGUGUUUCAAACAUUUGAAAAAGUAUAUUAUGUACUCCAUAAAAAAUUUUCAGAGAGAAGUGCAGAAAAGAGUUUUUGAUUCUAAGAAGUUACUUGAUAACCUGAAGAAAUAUGUAAGUAGUAGUUACUUAGAGAUGCUAAAAUUCAAUAGACUCAUUUAACAGCAACAUCAUAGUUUUCCAUAGCAGUUUCGAUGGUCCAAAUGUGAACAGACACAUGACCUUGCCGUAUUCGUGCCAUGGUGGUAAAGUGUCUUCACUCAUUUCUUGCAAUUAAAAUUUCUCAAGUUUAAUGAGCCGUUAAUUGAGAAGAAAGAAAUAUUCAACAAAUACCUGACAAUAAUAUACUGAAAGCUGUUAAAAAUUCCAGACAUUCAUCUUGUAAACUAAAGAGUAUCCUCAACAUUUUUGGAAAAUUCUAGACAACAGUAAAAAGCAACUUAAUCCGGGGAGAAGCUGGAUUAAAAAGAGAGAAAAAAAAAGAAAAAAUUAAAUAAAAACCUGGGACUUUGCAAAGAAUAGGUACUAAAACUUCAUUUUCAAUUUGCAAAGCAAUUGAGAAGAGAAAAAAAGGGAAAACAAGAUAGGUUCGCUGAACUUCAGCUGAGCCUCUGUUCGAAUUAACAGCAGAUUGACGAUCAAUUUUUUCUUUAUUUUCUCUCUUUCCAAUUUUGUUUUAUAGGUAUUAAGUUGUAAAGUACUUUGAGGUGUCCA
Messenger RNA from Bemisia tabaci, 2524 nucleotides. RefSeq lists its product as uncharacterized. NCBI's taxonomy places the organism in Eukaryota, Metazoa, Arthropoda, Insecta, Hemiptera, Aleyrodidae. The record is from RefSeq and is a predicted model, not a curated record.